AUGGGCUUCUUCGACUUCAGAUCCAAGGCGGCUGACACACAAGUCACCCAACAUGAUGCGCCUUCUGAAGAUACCAUUGUUGCAGGCGAUCUGCACUACACUGGAGAUGCAGGCGGCAAUACCUCCCUUCCGACAUACCAGGAGGCUUCGGGCGCGCCGGUUGAGGUUGUCUCGCCGCUUGGCUACGAGGCAGGGUUCAUCACGUUGAUCUUCAUGAACGUUAGCAAGAUGGUUGGGACCGGAAUCUUCUCUACCCCUUCGUCUGUUUUCGAAGGAACCGGUUCUAUCGGCCUGGGUCUAUUCUAUUGGGUGAUAGGGUUUGCUGUCGCUGCAAGCAUGCUCUCCGUCUACCUCGAAUUCGCAUCGUAUUUCCCUAGUCGAUCUGGAUCAGAGGCAGUCUAUCUGGAGCAGGCGUAUCCUCGCCCUAGGUACUUUUUUCCUACCGUCUUCGCGGUGCAGACAGUGGUAUUUUCAUUUAGCAGUAGCAAUGCUAUUGUCCUGGCCAAUUAUCUCUUCAGACUGGCGCAGUCAGAACCUACAGCAUGGCAAUCCAAGGGUGUCGCUCUUGCGUCGUAUACAGUGGCAACUUUAGCUGUCUCCUUCAACACGAAGUGGUCUCUUCAACUCUCCAACGCCAUCGGCUGGGUCAAACUUGUUACUUUGCUAUUCAUCGCAAUUACCGGGCUAGUCGUCCUCGGCGGCAACGUUUCGUCUAUACCAGACCCCAAGGCUCAUUUCCGAAACGCUUUCGAGGGAACUUCAGAUGCUACGGUGUAUGGAGCUACUAACUCACUCAUCAACGUGAUGUUUUCCUACCAGGGAUACGAGAAUGCCUUUAACUUAGUCAACGAGGUUAAGAACCCUGUCAAGACGCUCAAAUGGAGCGCCCCUGCUUCGCUCAUCACCAUCGGUAUCCUUUACAUGCUUGCGAACAUCGCUUACGUUUCUGCUGCGAGUAAGGAGGAAAUUGCUGCUUCGGAAAUCAACGUCGCUAGUCUCUUUUUCGAGAAGGUAUUCGGAGGCGGCGGUGCGUCUCGCGCCUUGAAUUUCUUGAUCUGCGUCAGCGCGUUUGGUAACCUGCUCGUUGUGCUCAUUGGCCAAUCCAGAAUGCUGCGUGAGUGUGGCAGACAAGGUGUCCUCCCGUUUACCAAAUUCUGGACUUCCACGCGUCCCUUUGGAACUCCGCUGGGGCCGUACUGGCUAAAGUGGAGUCUGACUGCUAUUAUGAUUCUGGCUCCUCCAGCGGGUGAUGCGUUUAAUUUCGUGGUCGACUUGGGAGUAUACCCCCAAAGCAUGUUCAACUUCUUCCUUGCAAUUGGUCUCUUGUUCACCCGACGACACCGAAAGCGUCUCAACAUCCCCAGAACCGAAUGGCACGCUUGGGACGUUGUCGUCUAUUUUGCCAUUCUAGCCAACCUCUACUUGCUCGUUGCUCCCUGGUACCCACCAGCAACAGGCGCAACCGGAGGCGACGUGAGUUUCUGGUAUGGAACAUACGUGGUCGUUGGGAUCUCUCUCAUUGGCCUUUGCGGCGUCUACUACUAUGUCUACAUGAAGGUCCUACCCCGUUUUGGAGGCUAUCAGUUCCGCCAAACAAUUCUUACGGGGCCAUCAGGCGAGACAUCACAUAAGAUGGUCAAGGUACCUAACGCCGAGCUUGCCAAGUGGGACGAGGAUCAUGAUGCUGCGGGUAGGCUCCGCCGGCGGGCAAACGCCCAUCAGAAGUCUGAACAGCCUGUAGAGGCUUAG
Messenger RNA from Aspergillus mulundensis, 1749 nucleotides. RefSeq names its product high affinity methionine permease. The transcript has 8 exons. The record is from RefSeq and is a predicted model, not a curated record. Gene Ontology annotation, cellular component: membrane. NCBI's taxonomy places the organism in Eukaryota, Fungi, Ascomycota, Eurotiomycetes, Eurotiales, Aspergillaceae. Gene Ontology annotation, molecular function: L-amino acid transmembrane transporter activity. Gene Ontology annotation, biological process: amino acid transmembrane transport. The coding region runs from base 1 to 1749 and encodes 582 amino acids.